This is a messenger RNA of Magnolia sinica, 924 nucleotides long. RefSeq names its product co-chaperone protein p23-2. The coding region runs from base 200 to 670 and encodes 156 amino acids. Gene Ontology annotation, molecular function: protein-folding chaperone binding; Hsp90 protein binding. Lineage: Eukaryota; Viridiplantae; Streptophyta; Magnoliopsida; Magnoliales; Magnoliaceae. The record is from RefSeq and is a predicted model, not a curated record. The transcript has 6 exons. Gene Ontology annotation, cellular component: cytosol; nucleus. Gene Ontology annotation, biological process: protein folding; chaperone-mediated protein complex assembly.
CCCGCUCCCUCUCCUCCGUCUCUCCCCCCUAUUUACAAAUAGGAGAAAGGCUCCCUCGCAUUCCCCCCAAAUUCUCUCCCUUCUGAAUUCUCCCGUCUUCCUAGCAUCUUACACUUCCAGGCUUCAAAACUUCUCUCUCUCUCUCUCUCUCUCUCUCUCUCUCUCUCUUCUCGAGGGCGUUUUCGCGAUACGAGGAAAAAUGAGUCGCCAUCCGGAAGUUCUUUGGGCACAACGUUCUGAUAAGGUUUACCUAACCAUUGCUUUGCCGGAUGCCAAGAAUGUCUCCGUGAAAACUGAGCCUCAGGGGCAUUUUAGCUUCUCUGCCACCGGUCCUCAAGGAGAAUCCUUUGACUUCAAUCUGGAACUUUAUGGAACUAUAAUUCCCGAGGGGAGUAAAAUAAAUAUUGGAUUAAGAAACAUACUUUGCUCUAUCCAGAAAGAGCGGAAGGGCUGGUGGAAGAGACUGGUGAAGUCUGAUGAGAAACCUGCUCCGUACAUAAAGGUCGACUGGAACAAGUGGUGUGAUGAGGAUGAAGAAGAGUCUAUCAAGUCAGAUACGCUCGUCUCUGAUGACAGUGACAAUGCCUUGGAGAAAGGUGAAGGUGAUGAGAGUAGUGACGAUGAAGGAAUGCUCUAUCUUCCAGAUUUGGAGAAGGCCAGAGGAAACUAACAGAACUGCUUACUGACAUCAAAGGAAAUAGAAAUACCAUUUUCAAUGGGUGAUUUUCAUACAGGUAGGCGCAUUCAACAGUCAGGCUGAUGCUACCCUUACACCGUAGCUUUGUAUAUACUAUUUCUGAAUCUCUGAUUCAACCAUUGAAAGUGUUAGGCAUCACUUUCUUGUAAGAUGGUCUGCUCAUGUCCCUAUCCUACCUCCUAACACAUCAAGAAAGAAUGCAUACUGCUUAAGUUUGUUGGGGGACC